Linnemannia hyalina is the source of this 405-nucleotide messenger RNA. NCBI's taxonomy places the organism in Eukaryota, Fungi, Mortierellomycota, Mortierellomycetes, Mortierellales, Mortierellaceae. The record is from the annotation of a GenBank genome assembly.
AUGACACAGCAGGAACUGCAGCGUCAAUACCAGCGGAACCUGAGCGAGGCCCAGCUGGCAGAGCACCAGCAAGCACGUAUAGCCCUCGAGAACAGCGCCUCCUUCGCCCGCUCGCAUCACCACUACCAGGAUGUGAAACAAAUACCCAGCGGUAUCGUCAACGGACACGCUCCUUCCAUCAUCACCUCGCACGCUAACAACGACAGCUUCUACCACCAACGCGCAACCACCAUCCACUCGACCAUCGACACGAAAGCGACCCGACAGAACUACCGCUGGAUCGACGGCAGGCGCCAUCAUAAUACUGAUGGCGCUGCUUAUAUCAUGCCCAACGAUAUCGAUGAGAUGGACAGAUUCACAAAGAUGUCCUUGACGUCGGAUGUGGCCCCGGAACAUGGAUCUUAG